Seriola dumerili (greater amberjack) is the source of this 2435-nucleotide messenger RNA. Its product is annotated as synaptotagmin-2-like. The coding region runs from base 268 to 1566 and encodes 432 amino acids. The transcript is spliced from 11 exons. Gene Ontology annotation, cellular component: axon; dense core granule; synaptic vesicle membrane. The record is from RefSeq and is a predicted model, not a curated record. Gene Ontology annotation, biological process: regulation of dopamine secretion; synaptic vesicle endocytosis; calcium ion-regulated exocytosis of neurotransmitter. Gene Ontology annotation, molecular function: clathrin binding; calcium-dependent phospholipid binding; calcium ion binding. Lineage: Eukaryota; Metazoa; Chordata; Actinopteri; Carangiformes; Carangidae.
UUUAUCCCUCCCCUGAGCAGAUCUUUAUCAAUUUGGGUACUCCAGUCUUGGGGUGCAUUUGAAUGGGUGUCUGUUUGUGUAUAUGUGGCAGAGUUUACAGGAGGACAGAGUAAAGUGUCUCUGAGCCUGUGGAGAAGGGGAAGAGCUCGGCGUCCAGGAGAGAGCAACCUGCAUAAGGGGGUUUCUGACUGACAACAUUCCCACUGUGAUUACCUCCUGCCACUUUUCAAGAUUCAAGAUUCUGGCUGGACUGUGUGUGCAGCCUAAAUGACGAAGUUUAACUUGUUCAGGCAUCAGACAACACCCAUGGUCGCUGCUAAGCCAACAGGGGCCAGUGCCUUGACUGUGACUCCAGCCCCUGUCGCAUUAGUCUCUAAUGACAACGCCACCGAACCAGUCAACAAGAACGAUGCCUUUGACGAGAUAAAGAACAAGUUCCUGAAUGAAAUCGACAAGAUCCCACUGCCACCCUGGGCCAUCAUUGCCAUUGCCGUGGUCGCUGCUUUACUCAUUCUAACGUGCUGCUUCUGCAUCAUCAAGAAAUGCUGUUGCAAGAAGAAGAAGAACAAGAAGGGCAAGAAGGGGAAGGGUGACAUGGGCAUGAAGAACCUGAAAGGCGGAGAGAAACAACAGGAUGACGAUGAUGAAGAAGAUGAUGUCGAACCUGGACUGACUGGGGACGAGAAAGAGGAGGAAGUGAAGGAGAAAGAAAAGCUUGGGAAGCUGCAGUACUCCAUUGAUUACGACUUCCAGGAGAACAAGCUGACUGUGGGAAUCCUGCAAGCCGCUGAUCUCCUCUCCAUGGACAGCGGUGGCACCUCUGACCCCUACGUCAAGGUCUUUGUCCUCCCUGACAAGAAGAAGAAGUUCGACACAAAGGUUCACAAGAAAACACUCAAUCCUGUCUUCAACGAGACCUUCACCUUCAAGAUUCCAUUCGCAGAGAUGGGAGGGAAGACUCUGGUAAUGUCCGUCUAUGACUUUGAUCGCUUCUCUAAACAUGAUAUCAUUGGAGAGAUUAAAAUACCCAUGAACACCCUUGACCUGGCUAAGCCAAUUGAGGAGUGGAGAGACCUGGACAGCGCAGACCAAGAAGAGCCGGAGAAGCUGGGUGACAUUUGCAUCUCCCUGCGUUACGUCCCCACUGCUGGAAAACUCACCAUCUGCAUUCUGGAGGCUAAGAACCUGAAGAAGAUGGACGUGGGUGGACUGUCAGGUCCCUACGUGAAAAUUAACCUGCUGCAGAAUGGAAAGAGGCUGAAGAAGAAGAAAACGACAGUGAAGAAGAACACUUUGAAUCCGUACUACAAUGAGUCCUUCAGCUUUGAGAUUCCUCUUGAGCAAAUGCAGAAAAUCCAAGCUGUGAUCACAGUGCUGGAUUAUGACAAGAUUGGAAAAAACGAUGCCAUUGGGAAGAUCUGGGUGGGAAGCAAGUCCACAGGGGCCGGGCUGAAACACUGGUCCGACAUGCUGGCCAACCCCCGUCGUCCCAUCGCCCAGUGGCAUCCACUGCAGCCAGAGGAGGAGGUGGAUGCCUCCCUCGCAGCCCUGAAUGCCAAGAAGUAAACUCCCACCAGACCACAUCGCCCCCCACCUGCACCUGUCUACCCAUGUAUUUCCCAUCAGGCCCGCAUAUCAGUGUAUAUUCCAGAAGAACACCCCGACUGUGCAUCCACUCCACCCCCUUACCUCUCCCACUGCCACCUUUCAAAAGAUCCACAAAUACCAUUCAACAUGAUGGGAAAUAUAGUUUAAAAAUCAUCAUGUUAUAUUAAAUCAUGUCAUUGAGAAAAUAAGACAAGUUACAGGAUGGACAGAGACUCCGUUGAUUUCCUUUAGAUCUAUUUUUGUAUUGGGGUUGUGGUUCCAUUAAUAAGAAUACAGAGUAGACUAUGAAGAACAGUAAGCGUGCUAUAUGGGAAUCUGGUGAUAGAGGGGAUAAAACAUACAUUCACUCAUGUUGUACUUCUCACCCCUUCCCUUUAGUGACACAGUUUGCUUAGAAUAGUGCUUAAUAAUAAAAAUGCUUUAUACUGCCAUAAGAUAGAGAAAUAACACAAGCAGGUUCAUUCCUUAGGUGUAUUGUGCACCAUGUUCCACACCUGCCAGUUAUCAUACUAGAAGAUUCUGUUAGUUUGAAGUACAUUCCUAGAGUUGGGUAGCGAGUAGGGAUAGGCACAUAUCCGGUUACCCACAAACACACUGCCGUUUUGAUUAGUUGACCUUCCACCCUUCGUCUCAGGAAAACUGAGAGGAAACUGAAACUCCAUGCCUUUUUUUCUAAACGGGUUGUUAUUAUUCUAAUACUCCACUUGAUGAGAAAGAAAUGUUGGAUUCAAAAGCUUGACCACUUGUUUGUUUUUUUUGGUGAUGUAAGGCUCGCGACUAGUGCUAGUUUAUCCAUGAAAUGGUACGUCAGGGGAGAGGGAGGAAGU